GUUUGCUCCUUUGGAGAUUAAAAGGAUUCCGAAUUCCGAUCAGUCCCAAUAACCCGCGUUCUGAGAGGCGGCAAAGCGGAGAAAGAAGGGGGACACGCGCACGCACACAGCCCCUCGUUCGGGGGAGUCGUGCAAAAUAAAGCCCAAAGCAACCCAGGACACCAGGGCAUCGGGAGAGCCUGAGCCCGGUAGGCGCAGCGCAGCCGGGGCCACCCGCAUCCCCGCUCGGCGAAUCGUUCGUAGGAGGAUGACGCAGGCGGGAGCCGCGGGCGGCGUUGGCCACGCGGCUCCCGAAGUGGCCGCGCGGGUCCCUCGCGUACUCCUCUGAUUCGAGCAAGCCCGGGAGGGAGACUCGGUUCCCGAGGCUCCGGGAUUGAAGGGGGGACCCAAGCGAGGGUGAAAUGGCCCGAUGACAAAGGAAAUGUGAUCCUCCUUCGCUGCCCAGGUUUCGGAGAGGACGGCCGUGAGGAGGAGGGGCGCGCGGCUCGCGCGGAACGCGGAUAGCAUUGCACGACGGCCCCGCGCGGAGCGGGCGGCCCGUACAUCCAAUAUCUUCCCGCCGAUGAAUAAUUCAGGGCGGCCCGCGGGGACCUGCGGCCCCGCGCCGCGGAGCGCCUGAGGCCGGAGAAGGGUCGGAGCGCGCGCUAGAGAGCGAGCCAGGAGGCCGGAGGACACGCGGGCGCCGGGCCGCGUGGGGCGCGCGCGCGUGUGAGCGCAUAGAGACCGCGGCCCGGCAGGGCUGCGCACGGGCGCGGAGCGUGUGGGGCGCGCGUGCGUACUUGGCACGCGUGCUUCCGCGGGCCGGGGGCCCCCGCACGAGGCGCAGCUGCGCGCCCGAGCCGACCGCGCCGCGGGGGAGGCUGCGCCUCGGCCGCCACGCAGGAGCUCCUGCCGCCGCGUCAUGCGGCGGGGCGGCCGGCGGCGCGCGCGGGGACUUGGACUGCUGCGACUCCCGGACGUUUUCCCCUCCCUCCAGGAGGCUCAAUUCAUUUAGCCGGAGGGCAAGGAAAAAAAAAAAACAACACAAGCAAGACUCGUUGGGACCAAAUUGGUUUGCGCCGCGGGGACCGGAUUCCACGGCGGACUUUGAGACUUGUGCGGGCGCUCGUUUGCUGAGGAGUAGCAGUGCAAACCCGCCCUGCCGAGGUGGCCCAGGGGUCGCCUCCACCGCGUCCUCGAUGCGCUCUGCUGAGUGAGCCGCGCGCCCUCAUCCUCCUCGCCGCGCGCCCUCUGCCCUCCAGCCCGCCUGCAAAUGGCUUCGUUCCCGGAGACCGACUUCCAGAUCUGCCUGCUGUGCAAGGAGAUGUGCGGCUCGCCCGCGCCGCUCUCCUCCAACUCGUCCGCCUCGUCGUCGUCCUCGCAGACUUCCACGUCGUCGGCGGGCGGCGGCGGCCCCGGGGCGGCGGCGCGGCGUCUUCACGUCUUGCCCUGCCUGCACGCCUUCUGCCGGCCGUGCCUCGAGGCGCACCGGCUGCCCGCUCCCGGAGGCGCGGGCCCCGCCGAGGCGCUGAAGCUGCGCUGCCCCGUAUGUGACCAGAAGGUGGUCCUGGCCGAGGCGGCGGGCAUGGACGCGCUGCCAUCCUCCGCCUUCCUGCUCAGCAACCUGCUGGACGCCGUGGUGGCCACCGCCGAAGAGCCGCCGCCCAAGAACGGGCGCGCGGGCGGCGGCCCCGGGGGCGCGGGCGGCCACAGCAACCACCGGCACCAUGCGCACCACCCGGCCCAGCGCGCCGCCGCUCCAGCGCCGCAGCCGCCGCCCGGCCCGGCCGCCUCCCCCGGGUCGCUGCUGAUGCGCCGGCCGCACGGCUGCAGCUCCUGCGACGAGGGCAACGCCGCCUCGUCGCGCUGCCUCGACUGCCAGGAACACCUGUGCGACAACUGUGUCCGCGCGCACCAGCGCGUCCGCCUCACCAAGGACCAUUACAUCGAGCGCGGCCCUCCGGGGCCUGCGGCCGCCUCCGCGGCACAGCAGCUGGGGCUCGGGCCGCCCUUCGCGGGCGCGCCCUUCUCCAUUCUCUCGGUGUUCCCGGAGCGCCUCGGCUUCUGCCAGCACCACGACGAUGAGGUCCUGCAUCUCUACUGUGACACCUGCUCUGUCCCCAUCUGCAGAGAGUGCACGCUGGGCCGCCACGGUGGCCACAGCUUCGCCUACCUCCAGGAUGCCCUGCAGGACUCUCGGGCACUCACCAUCCAGCUGCUGGCUGAUGCCCAGCAGGGCCGCCAGGCUCUCCAGCUGAGCAUCGAGCAGGCCCAGACUGUGGCAGAACAGGUGGAGAUGAAGGCGAAGGUGGUCCAGUCUGAGGUCAAGGCCGUCACAGCUCGCCACAAGAAGGCCCUGGAGGAUCGGGAGUGUGAGCUGUUGUGGAAGGUGGAGAAGAUCCGGCAGGUGAAGGCGAAGUCUCUGUUCCUGCAGGUGGAGAAGCUGCGGCAGAGUCUCAGCAAGCUGGAGAGCACCAUCAGCGCCGUGCAGCAGGUCCUGGAAGAGGGCCGCGCCCUGGACAUCCUGCUGGCCCGAGACCGGAUGCUGGCCCAGGUGCAGGAGCUCAAGACCAUCCGAGGCCUCCUGCAGCCCCAAGAAGAUGACCGCAUUAUGUUCACGCCCCCUGACCAGGCCCUGUACCUCGCCCUCAAGUCUAUUGGCUUUGUCAGCAGCGGGGCCUUCGCCCCGCUCACGAAGGCUACAGGAGAUGGCAUCAAGCGUGCCCUUCAGGGGAAGGUGGCCUCUUUCACUGUCAUGGGCUACGACCACGAUGGUGAGCCCCGCCAUUCGGGAGGUGACCUGAUGUCAGUUGUGGUCCUCGGCCCCGACGGAAACCUGUUUGGUGCAGAAGUGAGCGACCAGCAGAAUGGUACUUACAUAGUGAGCUACAGGCCCCAGCUUGAGGGUGAGCACUUGGUGUCGGUGACAUUGUACAAUCAGCAUAUAGAGAACAGCCCCUUCAAGGUCGUGGUCAAGUCGGGCCGCAGCUACGUGGGCAUCGGGCUCCCCGGGCUGAGCUUCGGCAGUGAAGGUGACGGGGAGGGCAAGCUCUGCAGGCCCUGGGGCGUGAGUGUUGAUAAGGAGGGUUUCAUCAUAGUGGCUGACCGAAGCAAUAACAGAAUCCAGGUGUUUAAGCCCUGUGGUUCCUUCCACCACAAGUUUGGUACCCUUGGGUCUCGUCCUGGGCAGUUUGACCGACCGGCUGGGGUGGCUUGUGACGCCUCCCGCAGGAUCAUAGUGGCCGACAAAGACAAUCAUCGCAUUCAGAUCUUCACCUUCGAGGGCCAGUUCCUUCUUAAGUUUGGUGAGAAAGGCACCAAGAACGGGCAGUUUAACUACCCGUGGGAUGUAGCAGUGAAUUCUGAGGGCAAGAUCCUCGUUUCAGACACCCGGAAUCAUCGCAUCCAGUUGUUCGGACCGGACGGGGUCUUCCUGAACAAGUACGGCUUCGAGGGAUCUCUCUGGAAGCACUUCGACUCUCCACGGGGCGUGGCUUUCAACAAUGAAGGUCACCUGGUAGUCACCGACUUCAACAACCACCGGCUUCUGGUUAUUCACCCUGAUUGCCAAUCUGCCCGCUUCUUGGGUUCGGAGGGCUCGGGCAAUGGGCAGUUCCUGCGACCACAGGGUGUGGCUGUGGACCAGGAAGGGAGAAUCAUCGUAGCCGAUUCCAGAAAUCACCGCGUGCAGAUGUUUGAGGCCAAUGGCAGCUUCCUGUGCAAGUUUGGUGCUCAAGGGAGUGGCUUCGGGCAGAUGGACCGCCCCUCAGGUAUCGCGGUCACCCCGGAUGGAUUGAUCGUCGUGGUGGACUUUGGCAACAAUCGAAUCCUCAUCUUCUAAUUGUGUCUUCUGGGGUUUUCUGUGUUUAGGGUGUGCAUGUGUGUGUCUCUCAUUUUUGAAUUUCAAAGAAGAAAUCGUCUCAGGGAUAUUUCUUUUUCUUUUUCCCCCCCUUUAUUUUUAUUAUUUUUUUUUUUUUAAGAACAAAAGUACAACAUUGCCUAAGUCCUACCUCAGCUUAAAUUUUUUUUUUUUUUUUUUUUUUACAGAUGAAUGUAAUUCUCCUCUGUGCAGGGCUUGAGCCUGUGAAGUGAUAAUUUCUAUCUACCUCAACUCUUUGCAUUUCCCUCUCUGGCAAGCCUCUUGGCUCACAUCCUCUUCCCUCCUGAAGGCCUAGGAGGCACAGGACAGCGGUCCUGCAACCUUGAGGGCACUGGAAGCAUAUGGUGGGGUGCAUGCAUUUUGUAGAUUGAGCCAAGGAAACCCAAAAACUACUAAGUAAAAAAGAGAAGUAUAAGAUGUUGGAAAGAUAGGAUUUAAAAUUCAUAAUUGUAGUGUAUUUGUGUUCUUGAGAAUACUGUGUUUAUGUGGGGUUAGGUUGUGUGUGGUUUGCUCUUUUCUUUUUUAUCGAUGCAACAGGGCUUUUCUCUGUUUACCUCAGUGUGUCUGACAUCUCAUCCCUAGGAGAUAUGGCUGUGGCUUGCUAGCCUAGAAAAGCAGACCAUUCAUAUUUUCGGGUGUCUCAUCUUUGUAUCUGGUAAAGAAGGGUGGGUGUGUGGGAGUGUGUGUGUGCACACGCGUGCAUGUUUGUGUUUCAAAGCCAUCUUUGCUUGAGGAGAAAAGCUGGACUUGACACAAGACAUCCCAAGCAAAUUUCUUCCCAGUUUGCUAAGAAACUCGAUUUAGCUCAGGACUCUAGGUUGAAAGUGUUCGCAAAGGUUACGUGUCUGUGUUUUUGUUGUUUGUUAUAAAGACUUAGGUAUAAGAAAAUAAGUUAACCUUGUUCUCAGAGAGAGAGGGGCUUUUCAGAUGUGGACCAGGGUGCCACAGAAGUGGGGGGUGCUGGAGAAGUGAGGCACCCCCACAUCAGGGACUGUUCAGGAGGGCGGGGGACCUCGUCUCUAUGUGUGAGGGUGUGGUAGGCAAAGGGAUAGCUUUGAUUUGAGAAGCACAAUGUUUUUUCCUGCUUUGGAAGUUCAGGGAAUGUAGAAGAUUGUCUGACUGGUGGGAGCACCUCACUCCCUAACCCUUGGCUCAGGUCUGUUUCUCAGGAACCUUCCCUAAGUCUGAGUGGAGGCAGACCUCAAGGUUAACACAAAGCCCCGUUCCUCCCCCAAAGGCCUUUGAAUGUAAAGGAUUUACAAACCAAACCACCCAACAGGAAGUGUAGGACACAGUAUAUGUCUUUUUUUUUUUUUAAUUUUAUUUUAUUUAAAAAAA
Mus musculus (house mouse) is the source of this 5197-nucleotide messenger RNA. It is a transcript of the gene Trim71, whose product is annotated as tripartite motif-containing 71. Gene Ontology annotation, cellular component: P-body. The transcript has 4 exons. Bases 1253 to 3820 code for a protein of 855 amino acids. The record is from RefSeq and is marked validated. Lineage: Eukaryota; Metazoa; Chordata; Mammalia; Rodentia; Muridae. Gene Ontology annotation, biological process: negative regulation of translation; 3'-UTR-mediated mRNA destabilization; regulatory ncRNA-mediated gene silencing. Gene Ontology annotation, molecular function: zinc ion binding; translation repressor activity; ubiquitin-protein transferase activity.